Bombus pascuorum is the source of this 6173-nucleotide messenger RNA. RefSeq lists its product as uncharacterized. The record is from RefSeq and is a predicted model, not a curated record. Gene Ontology annotation, cellular component: plasma membrane. NCBI's taxonomy places the organism in Eukaryota, Metazoa, Arthropoda, Insecta, Hymenoptera, Apidae. Gene Ontology annotation, molecular function: protein binding. Bases 741 to 3707 code for a protein of 988 amino acids. The transcript has 6 exons.
UUCUAAAGAAAAAGAAGAGAAAACGAAAGAGUGAAUCUCUCGUGUUGGUGACUGAAUUUUUUAUUUUAUAUAGCACAUUCAGUGAGCAUAAAUUAAUUCGGGGGUGAUGUUAAUUAACAAUAUGAUCCGUUAUUAUAAUUAUGUCGGCUGUCAUUAUUGUCAAGAGUCACAGUUUCAACGUGCUUGAACCACUUUCCAGGCAUAUGAUCCCUCGAGCGUAGAACUUUGAUUCGGUGUCAUCAAUUCAGGCUUGCUGUUGUGAUGUUCGUUUCACUGACAGAUGAUUAUGCCAUAAAUAUGUUAAUAUAGAUCUACAUGUGUUUGGUGUUAAAAAGACCGGUAAUGUAUCUUGAAUUAUAUCAUGAUAAAUAAAAAACGAUUUCACGCAAGAAUGCAUACAGAUAAGUAUGAAAGCGAAAAGCACAUCAAAAACUAGAUUUUAUCUCGAGAGAUAUUUCGUUCCGAUUCGUUUCAACGAAGUCAUUCGUGAUAAAAUUCGCCGUUUAAUGCAAGCAACGGAGAAUGUGUAUGUAUGUGUAUGCUAUCCAUUUUCUUCACGUAUAUAGAGUUAUCCAUAACAAGUGUUUGACAAGACUGUUUAAAAUCACAAACAGCAAUCAUAAAGAGAAGUCUAUCAAGAUGAAAAAAUUUCACGUUUGAAGUAUCUUUAUUUGUACAAAGUAUUUGUGUAAAUAUAUAAAAGAUAAGAGAGGUAAUUAAGUGCCAUCUCCUGGAUUGAAAUGCAUUGUUCGCUGGUACACUUUUGGCCUUUGUACAGUGCGGUCCAAGUAUUUGAUUUAACUUGUUCACCUACUUCGGAGAUAGCUGAUGCUGGAGGUGGUUACAAACGAUUUCGUGUAACUGUUCUAGUUCUGUUCAUACUUUUAUUCGGUUGGACAGACCGUGUGGCAGCUGGCGAUUGCGGUCUGGCCGAGUUAACUUGUCGGGAUGGGCAUUGUGUACCGAUUGACGCGUACUGUAAUGGACGAGAUGAUUGCGGAGAUAAUAGUGACGAGCCAGCGAUGUGUACACCCUGUAAUCGUACGUAUCAUGGACGUGAAGGACGUACAUACAAAUUGGAUCUUCCGAGACCUAGCGAGGAACGUCUGCCAUUUCUUUGUCAUUUAACGUUCACCGCUGCUGGCCAGGGGUACGGUGAACUUGUACAACUUUUGUGGGAUGCGUUCAGCGUGGGCAGAGUAGACCCAAACACUGAUAGCUUUGUUACCAGCUGUCCCGAAGGAUCGUUACAAUUAGCAGAAUUAGGUAGACACUUUACGGGUGGCUCGUGGUGUGGAGUCGGAGAAGGGAAAGCUUCUUACUACAGCGAGACGAGUACAGUCACGGCGUCCAUACGAUUGUUUCACGCACCUUCCAGCGUACCUUUCGAAUUUCGUUUAAGGUACAGAUUUGUGGCGCGCAACGAAGCCGUGGCUAGAUUAGGAAAGCCUGAGCUUCCGAUUGAAAGGGGCUCCCCCGUGCCGGGUACUUACUGUUCUAGAAACUUUUAUGAAUGUCAUUUGAAGCAAUGUAGACUACAGAGUCCCAACUAUCCCGGGGAAUAUCCGAGAAAUGCCAGCUGCUUGAUAACCAUAAGACAGAAGGAGGUGCCUACCUGUAAACAUGCUAUGAUUUCGGUGAAAUCUACGCCGACUGGUCCAGUCGGAAUUACCACAGCCAAUAGUACUUUAAGUGUAUGGCAAGAUUGCCGCCCGGAGAAAGAUCAUCUUAUAUUUCGAGAUGGGGUCAGACCGGAAGAUUCGAUUUUAUUGAUUUAUUGCGGAGGACCUUUACCCAGGAUCACUGCCAGAGGUCCAACUAUGCAAGUGGAAUUCCGAAGUUCCCCGAUAGCCAUCCCCCUUGGUGCCUCUGCUUUGAGGCUCGAACUCGAGAUUCAAGUAGUUUACGUCGACUCUGAUGGCCUCGACUACGCGAAGGGCCCUCAAGGUUGCCAUUUUUUUGUAAAUGGUACUAACAAAAGGAGCGGCAUACUGAGAGCGCCGCUUCACGCACUGCCACCAAAUUCUAGCUGUACUUGGAAUAUCAAAGGAUCCGCUGGAGACAGAGUGUGGAUCUACUUUUCCUCGUACUCGCAACGGGACUUAACGGGUAGCGUCGAGAACAACGCCAGUUCUCAGUCGGAUGUACCUUGCGCGAUAAAGCUGAUAUUUUGGGAUGGUACGCCGUCCACUGGACUUCCAAUGGCUACGCUUUGUGACGACACACCCAAGCUGUGUGCACACGCGGCUCUGAGGAAUGUCACUAGAAGCACGAGGCCGUGUACAGAGGAUGAAAGUUACAUCACAGUCGCACCAUCCUUAACGUUACGUAUGGAAACGUUGUUGGGUACUGCACUUCAUACGGUUAACUUUAAUGCACAGUACGAAUUUAUUUCGACCACUCAAGUUGGCGAACCCUGGGGAGACGGAGUUUGCAGUAGAGUAUGGCGCAAAGUUCGAAGCGGCGAGGUAACAUCACCUCGUGAUGUUCGUCUUUUUGGAAGAGGUGGAUCCCCAAAAUUAGACUGUAGAUAUCGUAUAGAGGCUGGUGCGGACGAGAGGGUGCGAUUGACGUUGCACAACGUCAGUCUAGGCGAGUCUACCAUUUGCACGAGCGAGCCAGAUCCUCAUACUGGUCGACCACGUUGUGUUCAAGAAGUGGGUUCCAGAGAAGCUCGUUUAGUUUUAUACGAAGCGCCCUGGCGGGAUGUAAAGCUUCCGAGAGCUUGUUUAUGUGAUAACACGUCGCAUCUUCCAUUGACACACAUCUCUUCGAGCAGAGCUUUGGAGAUUACAUUUUUAAUCGAACAACAAGCUCCGCACGAAGACUUUGAAACUCUCUUUUUUUAUGCUAGCUUCGAACUCGUACGUGCACCCGAGUGUCCCAGAAAGCAAAGAGUACGCGGAGAAGGUGGUGAAUUACGAUUCGUGGCUCCACCAUUAUCGAGACCAGAUAUUUAUUGUGAAGGACUUCCAUGGUUAGUGGAGGCACGCGAAAACAGAUCCCUUUUCGUUUUAACUUGGGGCUGGUUCCUUCCCCUAGAACCAUCGCCGAUAUCAGAAAUGAACGAACAAAGCAAAUGUCCAACCACCAACAGAAUCCUCCUUUACUCCGGUUGGCCGCCGAAACUUCUAAAAGUAGUGUGUCCCGCUGAACCAGGUGCAAGAGAAUUCACCGUUCACGUCUUCUCCGAAGAGUGGCUAGGAGGUACCGGCGAGGGUAAAUGGCCAGGUCCACCACGACCUCCUGCGCUUUUGCUGGACUUUGUUGCAAGAGAAUCUGGUCAGGCUGCAGCCUCGUGGUUAGAAAUUUCGAAGAGCAGAGCUGCAUUACGUAGACAGCUACGUUUACCCGAAAGAGGAAUAGAGAAUGAGACAUUGACUAACGGAGACUGUCCCCAUAAGUGUCCCGAAUUAAGCGCUUGCAUUGCCGCGAGUCUUUGGUGUGAUGGGAGAGCUCAUUGUCCGUCUGGGCACGAUGAGGCGAAUUGUGGUAACGGGGCGAAAUUACUUGGAUUAUUACCUUCGGAAAUGUGGCUAGUAUUAGCCGCUGUCGCUGGAAUUAUCGCUGCCUUUGCGUGCCUCUUUGUGGUACUGAUUAGCAGGUCAAAAGCGCGUACGAAAAGACUUCACUAUAAGGGUACAAAAAAAAGCAAUAGACCGAGGCGAGCGCCGACAGAGGAGACGCUACUGGGAGCAGCAUCCUGACAACAGCAACCCGGUUUCGUGGAAUAUAUCCAUGUAGACCGGGAAACAACCGUUUAGCAAUAUUUCUCUGUGCUUUACCGUCCACUAACUUAACACUAUCCCCAGGCAUCGUAAACCAAAUGUCGAAGUAUCUUUCUUUUUAAAAUAGCAUUUAUCUAUUUUUUUUUGUUACGUUUAAUUCAUUAUAUAUUUUAAACUUGCAGCUGUUGCUUAAUUGUAAUUGUUAUAAAUAUUUGUUCGUUUACAUGUUCCUAUUUUUUUAGAUACUACAUAUGUAACGUGUUAUCACGAUUAAACAGUGCAAUAGGGAUGGGACGCAAAAGCGAUGCUUUCUGUUUCUUUGGAAAACUAUUUCAAGUUUGAAUAACGUAGCUUAUCACUUUGUUGUACGGACAGUUAGAGUGAUAGCAGUAUCAGUGUUCUCAUUCAUGCAUAAUGAGUGUAUGAUAGUGAGAAGUGAAUGGUAAUACGCAUCGUUACAGAAACUGCUUUAUAAAAACUAGAAUACUUCUGAAGGUAUAAUGUAAAAUUGUAUACCAAAAGUGUACGGCUAAGUUACGUUAUGACACUGUAACUCUAUUCAUUGACACGAUGUUUUAUAAACCAGAGAGAUAGUAAAUGCAAUUAAUAUAAUAUACAGGAAUAAAUCUAUAAUUUAAAAAAUAUCACACAUAUUGCUCAAAGGAUAUUGUAACUGCCAAAAAGAAAAAGAUAUUUUAAUUUCGAUUAGCUGAUAUAACAUUUUUAGCAGAAAUAGAAAAGAAAAAAAGAUAGACAAAGUAUUUCAAACGCAGAAGAGGAUAACUUUUUUAUAUUUUAAUGUAGGGGAAACAAAGUUAAAUUUAAAUAAAAAUGAGAAGAUCGAAAUUGAUUACAUAAUCAUAGUUACAUCUAUCGACGAUGCCAAAAAGUUAAUUUUAACGUGUUCAGUAUCUAUAUUUCUCCUGAGAUUUUUAAACAUAUUUUUAUGACUUUUGCUGAGAUAUUUAAUUAUAUAUUUUAAAUAAGUUACAUUGGAAAUUAAAAAAAGAGAGUUGUAAAAAGUAAAAAUAGUUAUUUAACUCGAAAGCUUAUUGAAUUUGUUAAACAAAAAUUGUCGACAUUGAUGAUAUUGAUAUCUAUUAUUUUUCAUUUGCUAAAUAGAAAAUAUACUACAAAAGUACUAUAUUUAUAAGGGAACAAUUGUAGGUCAAGUUCCAGCGCACAAGAGAUUGUGAGAAAAAAGAAGGAAACGAAAAAAAAUUAGUUGAAAUUUAUGGUACAAUAUUAUAUAACAGUGUUUUCUUCGUUUCUUUAUAUUAAUUAAUUAAUUUUCCAUUUUAAUUUACAAUUUCGAUAAAUAGAAUUCACUUAUGAUCGUACACAAUAUCUUAGAAAUUGUAUCUCUCAUUGCAUAUUUAUAUAUCUAUUCAUUUACAAUUUACGUUCCUUUAAAAAUUAAUUAACUAGUUUGCAACAAUAUAUGCAAGUUAGUAAACUAUAUUCUUAUUAACCAGAUGAAAACCAAUCGAACUAAAUAAAGUAUAGAAAAAUAGAAGGAAUUAGAGGAUAUUUCUGAAAAUAUUCUAAAAAUGAUAAAAAAAAAGGAGGAUCAUUCAUAAAAAUCGCUGUUAUACAAUAUUUAGUACUACAGUUUAUAGAUGCACUUACAAAAUAAAGUUAAACAUAGCUGUGACACAAAGUGUUGGAAGAUACUGAUAUAAUUUACGAUUAUAAAGCACUCGAUAAUGUUAAAAUGUUGUUAUUAAAAUAUAAUUGCUGUUACAACUGAACAACUAAUACGUAUUAUUUGAAUAAAAGAGAAGGAGAUAUUCGCCUAUCCGGUUAUUUAUAAUUAGAUGAUUCAUACACGAACGAUUUAAUCAAUUGAAUAUUUUAAAGCGAAAAAUUUAAUCUUAGAUGCACGAAUUACGAUUCAGAGGAAUAAAUCAAACAUAGUUUUUAAUUCAAAGUAACUAUGAUAAUAGAUUAUGGUACAUGAAUAUAUCGAGUAAGAGAAUAUAAAUUAAGCAUCACUAUAAGGACUGAAAGUAAAAUUGCGAAAUGCGGCGAUUAGAUAAAAAAAAAAAAAAAAAAAAAAAAGGAAAAAGAAAAAAGCAAAAGAUGUAAUGAUAAGUGCUAUUCGAAAGUUAAUAGUUAAUGUAUUAUGUAUCUAGCCUUUAGAGGACAUACAUACAAAUUAGAAGUGGAAUAUCUAAUACCUGGGAUCUGUAUCACGCUAUACGUGAAUUCUUUGCAAAAUUUAUCUUUUUUCUUUUUUCUAAAAUUCUUACAAAAUGUUUUACAAUAAUCGUGAUUACAAACCAUUCUUCCUAUACGUUUAAAGAAAAGAGUAAUGACAACUUUUUCGAAAAUUCGCAACGAAUUUCGGAAUUGUGAAAUGGAUUCGAUAUGAAAGAAGAUGCACUUCCAUGUAUGUAAUAAUAUAUGAGAACUGAAUGUACAUACCAUGGUCUGCUUAAAAUA